AUGGCUGAAAACGCUGCAAAGAGAGUCAAGAUGUCGCCCGUCACCAUCGGCACCCACAACGGCCACUUCCACGCCGACGAGGCCCUGGCCGUGCACAUGCUCCGCCUGCUGCCGACCUACAAAGACUCCCAGCUGGUGCGAACCCGCGACACCAAGCUCCUCGAGACCUGCCACACCGUCGUCGACGUCGGCGGUGAGUAUGACGAUGGCAAGAAGCGCUACGACCACCACCAGCGCGGCUUCACCACCACCUUCCCCGGCAGAGCCACCAAGCUCUCCAGCGCCGGCCUCGUCUUCAUGCACUUCGGCAAGGCCAUCAUCGCCCAGAAGCUCAGCGAGGGCGCGGAGGCCCCUGUUGCCGAGGACAGCGCUGAGGUCGAGAUGCUAUACAAGAAGUUGUACGAGAGCUUCAUCGAGGCCCUUGACGCCCACGACAACGGAAUCUCUGUCUACGACCCCAAGGCCGUCGCGGCUGCCGGCCUCGAGAAGCGUUUCAGCGAGGGCGCCUUCACCCUCGGUGCCAUCGUGGGCCGCCUGAACCCCAACUGGAACGACCCCGUCCCCUCGGACCCGGUCGAGGCCCAGCGUCUGGAGGAUGAGCGCUUCUCCAAGGCGAGCCGCCGUAUCGGAGAGGAGUUCGACGCCGACCUUGACUACUACACCAAGGCCUGGCUGCCCGCCCGCGCCGUCGUGCAGGCCGCUUUUGAGAAGCGAACCCAGUACGACCCCCAGGGUCGCGUUCUCGUUCUCGAAGGCCAGAGCGCUCCCUGGAAGGACCACCUCUACUCUCUCGAGGGCGGCAACCCUUCCGUUCAGUACGUGCUGUACCCCGAGAAGCCCACUCCCGAUGCCAAGUGGCGCGUGCAGGCCGUCCCCGUCACCAAGGACUCUUUCGAGAGCCGCAAGCCUCUGCCUGAGGCGUGGAGGGGAUUCAGAGAUGAGGAGUUGGACGGCAUCUCUGGCAUUCCCGGAUGCGUUUUCGUCCACGCUGCCGGCUUCAUUGGUGGAAACAAGACUUUCGAUGGCGCCAAGGAUAUGGCCAUCAAGGCGUUGGAUCUGUAA
Molecule: messenger RNA, 1062 nt
Organism: Colletotrichum karsti
Lineage: Eukaryota; Fungi; Ascomycota; Sordariomycetes; Glomerellales; Glomerellaceae
Exons: 1
Coding region: 1-1062 (353 amino acids)
Cellular component (GO): nucleus; cytoplasm
Source: RefSeq, a predicted model, not a curated record